Daphnia pulicaria is the source of this 3266-nucleotide messenger RNA. RefSeq lists its product as uncharacterized. Gene Ontology annotation, biological process: regulation of RNA splicing. Bases 380 to 3157 code for a protein of 925 amino acids. The record is from RefSeq and is a predicted model, not a curated record. The transcript is spliced from 4 exons. Gene Ontology annotation, molecular function: RNA binding. Lineage: Eukaryota; Metazoa; Arthropoda; Branchiopoda; Diplostraca; Daphniidae. Gene Ontology annotation, cellular component: ribonucleoprotein complex; nucleoplasm.
AACACCAAGCCUGACUUAUUGUGAACAAAAAAGAAAACUAAACUGCGCCAUAUUAUAGCUUGGCUUCCUUCAUCGCAGCCCUCCAAAAUCUCCCGCCGUUCCAACUGAAAAAAUUUAUUAACUACUAGGGCUCUACUGUCUUCAAGAAAACCAUCGUCAGGGCUGUUUACAACAGCAACAAUUCUAAUUUUUGGCGUUCAAGAAGGGUUAUUUUAAACUCUAAAUUCGCAAGGAUUUCAGGAAAAUUAGACUGAAUUUUGGGCAUCACAGAGGCAUCGCACCAGUUAUAGCUGAUUACGAAAUAGGCCGCAUGCAACUGAGUCGGAGUUAAAUUCAGAAGUGACCGUCGAAGAAAAAGAAGAAGAAAUCAAGAGUGAAGAUGAGUGUCAUUAUUCGACUACAAAACUUACCUUGGUCGGCCAACGCAGCAGAUAUUCGACAAUUCUUCCAUGGUCUAUCCAUACCUGAAGGCGGAGUACAUAUAGUUGGGGGGCAAUUAGGCGACGCGUUUAUCGCAUUCAGUACUGACGAGGAUGCGCGACAAGGAAUGGCAUCGGACGGUGGUAUGUUGAAGGACUCGCGAGUCAAGCUGUACUUGAGUUCUCGAACGGAAAUGCAAAAGAUCAUUGAAGAGACACGACAGCAGCACUUGGCUAUGCAAGGCGCUGCUAGCGGAGGAAGUAACAUGGCUCCUACGUCAGCAGUUCAGCGCCCUUUUACAGGAGGCCCCUUUGCUCCUAGUGCCGCUCCUGCCGCUCAUAGCAAUCCCCCUAUCAGCGGACCACCUGGACUACGAGCAACAUCCAGCACCAGUGGCAGCAAUUUCCAUAUGCACAUGGAUCCUAGUCAGGGUCAUCCAGGGGGCUAUGAUCAUCAAAUGUAUCAACAGCCACAACUACAAAGUCAUCAACCAUAUAACCCAAGUCAAAACAUGUUGGCAGGUGGUGGGCAAAAUCCUGUUCAUGCCGGUGGUUUCCCGCCACACAUGAACCCUUCACAGACUUACGCUCACCACUUGCCGCAAGGAGGACCUCAUAUUCCACAGCAUUUCGGUCCGCGUAUGAGAGAAGUUAUUGAGGAGCCUCCUUUAUUACCGUACGGCGGUGGCCAGCAAAUGUUGCAUGGACCCGGUGGGGACAUGCAAGAUGUGUAUGCUCACGGAGGGCCGCAACGUUUUGACCAGAAUCGUCGCAAUUCUCGUGACACUCCCCCAGACGUCCAGGAUAGGAAUCGCGAUAUGGGUCGUGCUGGUUACAGAAGUAAAGAGCGCAGUCGAAGAGACAGACAAGAUCGCGACAAAGAAAGAGGUUCAGACAUGGGUAGACGUGGAAGGAGGAGUCGCAGUCGUGGCCGAGAUCGCCGUCGUCGAAGUCGCUCUGAUAGUCGCGAGAGGGCUAGAAACUCACGGGAUCGUGACCGUGAUCGGAAACUCAGCAAGUCAGGACUUCUUCCUACUCCGGCCGAGGAACUGGAAGCCAAUCAACAAAAUGAAAAUGUGCCUGAUACUUCUGUUCAGUUACGUUUGCUGACUGGAGACUUGACUUACCGAGACAUUAGAGAUUAUCUUAGUGGAAUUAAUGUUCCAAACACAUGCAUCAAAAUGAUCAACGCAUUGGAUGGCUAUCGAUUCGGUCUGGCGUAUAUUCGAUUCACUUCCAAUGAAGACAAAUUAAAAGCGCUUAGCCGCCACAAUGGUACGAUUCGUGGCUAUCCUGUUCAAAUAUUCAAUGUUAAGGAUUCGACAUUUAACCAGGCGAUUGAUUCUUUCUCACCUGGAAUUAGUCUUGAUGCCAAGAGUUUAUCGAAUUCUUGUCUUUCAUUGAGAGACUUCCCACCGGUUGCGACAGCACAAAAUGUCAAAGAAGCUUUUGGUACGAUCUCGAUUGGUCAGGUGCUGCCAGAGCGAAACGAGAGCGGAACCGUUACCGGACUUUGCUUUGUUGAACUCCGGAGUGAAGCCGAUGCCCGCAAAGCCAUCCAACUCCUGAAAGACGGUGUCAUGAUCUGCGGCCGUCAAGUCAAGGUGGCCUUUCUUCCCUUGGAGGAAUUACAUGUCUGCUCCAAAAAUCUGGAACGCUUCCGUGGCGUUGUCGGCGCUGUGAUGACCACCCCUCCAACUCAAACUGACAGUCCACUUUCACCUGGUCAAUCUGCUCCUCAUCGUCCUCCUGCAAGCAACAGACCAGGUCCCCCUUUCGUUGAUCGUUCCCAAAGCGGCGGCAAUGGUUCUUACGAUGCGCCACCGAAUCAGCGAGGUCGUCUUUUUGUCGGUCCACAACGUGUCUUCAUUACGGGUUUGCCUCCAUCUGCCCUGGAACGCGAUAUUGGCGAUUUCUUCUCAGACGUUGGCGUCAUUCCGCAGAUCAUUGAAAUCGUCUACGAUGAAGAACGUAUGCCCGUCGGAAACGCUUAUUGCCAAUUUGCCAGUAUGCAGGAGGCAGAGAGAGCCUUGGAUAAGAAUGGCGGUUUCAUGGGAGGCCAUACUGUCAGCGUAACUUUAGUCGAGAAUCCAGAUGCCGCUCCAGUUGUUAGCAGACAUCCUGCCGCCGAAGAGAAUAAGAUGAGACGUUUCAGUCCAUAUCUUGAUACAAAUAUGAACCAGUCAGAUCACGGACCAAGAGGAUAUGGACAUCCGGGACCUAGUGAUCCGUACAACAGGCCGUCGAUGGGCGCUGACGGAGGAAAUGGAUACAAUCCGCAAAUGGGCCCACGUUUCGGUGGCCCUCGAUUCGGUGGCGGUCCUCGUUACCCGCCUGGUGGAAGCAACCGAGGAAAUUUUUCUGGCAGCGGUGGGCCUGGGCCUCGCACUCGUCCUAAUAUUAAUAUGCGAAUAAGAAUGCCCGGAGGUCCAAUUCAGAAUGGAGGUGGUGGUCGAGGUGGAAGUGACGAUGGAUCCCCAACUCCUGGUUUCGGAGCUCCUGGCUGCGUCAUCGCGCUCUCCAAUGUACCUCACAAAGCCAUUAUUGCUGACAUAUUGGAUUUCUUCCGUGGCUUUCAAGUCAAUGAAAAAUGUGUUAUUCGGCGAUUUGGACCCAACGGUGAACCUACUGGCGAUGCUCGUGUCGCUUUUCUUACACCCGACGAAGCUGAGUUAGCUGUACGUACACUUCAAAAUGAGUACUUGAUGAACCGUAGGGUCAAUCUGUCUAUUAUCUGAACAAUUCUUUCUCAGUUUUCUUUUCAGUUACAAUUAUGUCAAGGAAAAUUUUCAACUGUUCAUAACUUUGUUCACAUUACAUGAUAAUACAUUGACAAUUCAGAUUCCA